AUGUUGGGGAUCAUAUGCCAAAAGGCCAUGAUCAUCAUGCUCCUGGCCUCUUUCGUGCUCUGCUUCCUCUACUGGUUCUCCGGGUCGGUGUUGAUAGCCAUAGGCCAAGCAGAGGACAUUGCAGCUCAAGGUCAGAUACUUGCUAGAGGUCUCAUCCCUCAGCUCUUUGCAUUUGCUCUGAACUGUCCCAUGCAAAGAUUCUUACAGGCUCGAUAUGUUAGUAGUGGGAAUGGAGGCUUGGAGAUAUGGUAUUCUCAAGGGUUGGUGCUUAUCUCAGGACUCCUACCUAAUGCAGAAGUAUCCUUGGAUUCCAUUUCAGUUUGUAUGAACUACCUUAACUGGGAUAUGAUGCUCAUGUUGGGCAUAAGUUAUGCAGCAAGCAUCCGAGUCGGGAACGAGCUCAGGGCGCAGAGGCCGCGAACCGCAAAAUUCUCAGUGGUGGUGGUGACAACUACAUGUUUUAUUAUCAGCUUGAUUUUGAGCAUUGCAGUUUUGGUGUUGAAGAGACCAUUGAGUUUAGCCUUCACUAGUUCUGAUGAAGUGAUUGAGGCUGUUCAAACCAUGACUCCUCUUCUUGCAUUAUCCGUGCUCCUUAAUGGAACACAACCCAUUCUCUCUGGAGUUGCUAUUGGUUGUGGAUGGCAAGCCUUGGUGGCCUAUGUUAAUUUGGCAACUUAUUACCUAAUUGGCCUUCCCAUUGGAUGUUUUCUUGGCUUUAAGACUGAACUAGAUGAAGCGGGGAUUUGGUGGGGGCUGAUUAAUGGAGUGGGACUACAAACUGCAAUUCUUAUUGUUCUAACAGCCAGGACCAACUGGGAUAAAGAGGUUGACAAGGCGGCUGCAGGAAUAAAGCGCUCGAAUGAUGAAGCAACAUUUGAAAAUGGGGCGGCGGCUUAA
Messenger RNA from Amborella trichopoda, 897 nucleotides. Its product is annotated as protein DETOXIFICATION 41-like. Gene Ontology annotation, biological process: transmembrane transport. Gene Ontology annotation, molecular function: antiporter activity; xenobiotic transmembrane transporter activity. Gene Ontology annotation, cellular component: membrane. The record is from RefSeq and is a predicted model, not a curated record. Lineage: Eukaryota; Viridiplantae; Streptophyta; Magnoliopsida; Amborellales; Amborellaceae.